CCCCACUCCUCGCCGGGCAACAAACCAGCGCCCACAGCAGCCUCUGCCCCCCGGCCAGCUGGCCGCCCCAUGCAGCAGAGGUGCACCCCGGCUGAAGCGGGCAGGAGGAGGUAGAGCAGCUCUUGCAAUUCCCAGGUUUUGAUUAUUAACCCCCCCGCCCCAAAAAAGGAAGAAGAAGAAAAAAAAGAAAAGACGGGAAGAUGGCGAACGAUUCUCCUGCAAAAAGUCUGGUGGACAUCGACCUUUCCUCCCUGCGGGACCCAGCUGGGAUUUUUGAGCUGGUGGAAGUAGUUGGUAAUGGUACAUAUGGGCAAGUCUAUAAGGGUCGGCAUGUCAAAACAGGUCAACUGGCAGCCAUCAAAGUCAUGGACGUUACUGAGGAUGAAGAAGAAGAAAUCAAACUGGAGAUAAAUAUGCUAAAGAAAUAUUCGCAUCAUAGAAACAUUGCAACUUAUUACGGUGCUUUCAUUAAGAAAAGUCCCCCAGGACAUGAUGACCAAUUGUGGCUUGUUAUGGAAUUUUGUGGAGCAGGCUCUAUCACGGACCUUGUGAAGAACACAAAAGGGAACACUCUAAAAGAAGACUGGAUAGCGUAUAUCUCCAGAGAGAUUCUCAGGGGAUUGGCACAUCUUCAUGCCCACCAUGUGAUUCACCGGGACAUCAAAGGGCAGAAUGUAUUGUUAACAGAAAAUGCAGAGGUGAAGCUUGUGGAUUUUGGUGUUAGUGCUCAGCUGGACAGGACGGUUGGCAGGAGAAACACAUUUAUUGGAACCCCAUACUGGAUGGCUCCAGAAGUUAUUGCCUGUGAUGAAAAUCCAGAUGCUACUUAUGAUUACAGAAGUGACCUUUGGUCAUGUGGCAUUACGGCCAUUGAAAUGGCAGAAGGAGCUCCCCCCCUCUGUGACAUGCAUCCAAUGAGGGCGCUGUUUCUUAUACCCAGAAACCCUCCUCCACGGCUAAAAUCCAAGAAAUGGUCAAAAAAGUUCUUUAGUUUUAUAGAAGGUUGUUUAGUGAAGAACUAUAUGCAGAGACCCUCCACCGAGCAGCUUUUAAAACAUCCUUUUAUACGCGAUCAGCCAAAUGAACGGCAAGUCCGAAUCCAGCUUAAGGACCACAUAGACAGGACCAGGAAGAAGAGAGGAGAGAAAGAUGAGACAGAAUAUGAAUAUAGCGGAAGUGAGGAAGAGGAGGAGGAAGUGCCUGAACAAGAAGGAGAGCCAAGUUCGAUUGUCAAUGUGCCUGGAGAAUCUACCCUCCGACGUGAUUUCCUGAGACUGCAGCAGGAAAACAAGGAACGUUCGGAGGCCCUUCGGAGACAGCAGCUGCUACAGGAACAGCAGCUCCGAGAGCAGGAGGAGUACAAGAGGCAGCUGUUGGCAGAGAGACAGAAACGCAUAGAGCAGCAGAAAGAGCAAAGGAGGCGGCUAGAAGAGCAACAAAGAAGAGAACGGGAAGCUCGAAGGCAACAAGAGCGUGAGCAGAGGCGAAGAGAACAGGAGGAGAAAAGACGGCUAGAAGAAAUGGAGAGAAGGCGUAAGGAAGAGGAAGAGAGGAGGAGAGCAGAGGAAGAGAAGAGGAGAGUGGAGAGAGAGCAGGAGUAUAUCAGGCGACAGCUAGAAGAGGAGCAGCGGCACUUGGAAAUUCUUCAGCAGCAGCUGCUCCAGGAGCAGGCCAUGUUACUGGAAUACAGAUGGCGAGAGAUGGAGGAGCAUCGACAAGCAGAGAGACUCCAGCGCCAGUUGCAACAGGAGCAAGCGUAUCUCCUGUCACUGCAGCAUGAUCAUAGGCGGCAUCAGCAGCAACAGCAGCAGCAGCAAGAAAGGAAUAAACAAAGCUUUCAUAUCCCUGAGCCUAAAUCCCAUUAUGAACCUUCUGAAAGAGCACGUGAGGUGGAGGAUAGAUUUAGAAAAACUAAUCAGGGGUCCCCUGAAGCACAGUCCAAACAGACGGGCAAAGUGUUGGAGCCACCAGUGCCUUCAAGAUCAGAGUCCUUUUCCAAUGGAAACUCAGAGCCUGUUCAGCCUGCACUGCAAAGACCAGUGGAACCCCAGGUACAGUGGUCCCAUCUGGCAUCUCUCAAGAACAAUGUUUCCCCUGUCUCGCGAUCCCAUUCCUUCAGUGACCCUUCUCCCAAAUUUGCACAUCACCAUCUUCGUUCUCAGGACCCAUAUCCACCUUCACGCAGUGAAGUGCUAAAUCAGAGUUCUGACUCUAAGUCGGAGGUACCUGACCCCACUCAAAAGGCUUGGGCUAGAUCAGACAGUGACGAGGUGCCUCCAAGGGUACCUGUGAGAACAACGUCCAGGUCUCCCGUCCUAUCACGUCGAGAUUCUCCACUGCAGAGCAGUGGGCAGCAAAAUAAUCAAGCAGGGCAAAGAAACUCCACAAGCAAUAUAGAGCCUCGUCUGCUAUGGGAGAGGGUGGAGAAACUUGUGCCGAGACCAGGCAGCGGCAGUUCUUCGGGCUCAAGUAACUCCAGCUCACAGCCGGGGUCCCAUCCUGGAUCUCAGAGUGGCUCUGGUGAACGGUUCCGAAUGAGAUCAUCAUCCAAAUCUGAAGGUUCACCGUCUCAACGUCAUGAAAAUGCAGCCAAAAAACCUGAAGAGAAGAAGGAAGUCUUCAGACCCAACAAGCCUGCUGGAGAAGUGGAUUUAACUGCCUUGGCAAAGGAAUUGCGAGCUGUAGAGGAUGUGCGACCUCCACACAAGGUGACAGACUAUUCAUCGUCCAGUGAAGAGUCGGGGACGACAGAUGAGGAGGAUGACGAUAUGGAACAAGAAGGAGCAGAUGAAUCUACAUCUGGGCCGGAGGAUGCCAGAGCUGUAUCAACUCUGAACCUGAGCAAUGGUGAAACAGAGUCAGUGAAAACCAUGAUUGUCCACGAUGAUGUGGAGAGUGAACCUGCCAUGACGCCUUCCAAGGAGGGUACUUUAAUCGUCCGACAGAGUACAGUUGACACAAAGCGUGCCAGCCAUCAUGAGAGCAAUGGCUUUGCCGGUCGCAUUCACCUCUUGCCAGAUCUCUUACAGCAAAGCCAUUCCUCCUCCACUUCUUCCACCUCCUCCUCCCCAUCCUCCAGCCAGCCGACACCCAUCAUGUCCCCACAGACACCCCAGGACAAGCUAACUACUAAUGAGACUCAGUCCGCUAGUAACACACUCCAGAAACACAAAUCUUCCUCCUCCUUUACACCUUUUAUAGACCCCAGAUUACUACAGAUUUCUCCAUCUAGUGGGACAACUGUGACUUCUGUGGUGGGAUUUUCUAGUGAAGCCAUGAGGUCAGAGGCAAUAAGGCAAGAUCCCACCAGGAAGGGAUCAGUUGUCAAUGUGAAUCCUACCAAUACACGACCACAAAGUGACACUCCAGAGAUUCGCAAAUACAAGAAGAGAUUCAAUUCUGAGAUUUUGUGUGCUGCCUUAUGGGGAGUGAAUUUGUUAGUGGGAACUGAGAGUGGUCUGAUGCUGCUAGACAGAAGUGGUCAGGGGAAGGUUUAUCCUCUAAUAAACCGAAGACGGUUCCAGCAGAUGGAUGUACUCGAAGGCCUGAAUGUCUUGGUGACGAUAUCUGGUAAGAAGAACAAGCUGCGAGUUUACUACUUGUCCUGGUUAAGAAAUAAAAUCCUACAUAAUGAUCCUGAAGUAGAAAAGAAACAGGGUUGGACAACUGUGGGCGACUUGGAAGGCUGUGUGCACUAUAAAGUUGUAAAAUACGAAAGAAUCAAAUUCUUGGUAAUCGCUUUGAAGAGUUCUGUGGAAGUCUAUGCAUGGGCACCAAAGCCAUACCACAAAUUUAUGGCCUUUAAGUCAUUUGGAGAAUUGGUACAUAAGCCAUUGCUGGUGGACCUAACUGUAGAGGAAGGUCAGAGGCUGAAGGUGAUCUAUGGUUCCUGUGCUGGUUUCCAUGCUGUUGAUGUGGACUCAGGAUCAGUCUAUGAUAUUUACCUGCCAACGCAUAUCCAGAGCAGCAUCCAACCACACGCAAUCAUUAUUCUCCCAAACACCGAUGGAAUGGAGCUGCUGGUUUGCUAUGAGGAUGAAGGGGUUUAUGUUAAUACCUAUGGGAGGAUCACCAAAGAUGUGGUUCUGCAGUGGGGAGAGAUGCCCACAUCAGUUGCAUACAUUCGAUCCAAUCAGAUUAUGGGCUGGGGAGAAAAGGCUAUUGAGAUACGAUCAGUGGAAACUGGGCACUUGGACGGCGUGUUCAUGCACAAAAGGGCACAAAGACUCAAGUUCUUAUGUGAACGGAAUGACAAGGUUUUCUUUGCUUCUGUACGGUCUGGUGGAAGCAGUCAAGUUUAUUUCAUGACCCUAGGCAGGACUUCUCUUCUGAGCUGGUAG
Messenger RNA from Emys orbicularis (European pond turtle), 4340 nucleotides. It is a transcript of the gene MAP4K4, whose product is annotated as mitogen-activated protein kinase kinase kinase kinase 4. The transcript has 33 exons. The coding region runs from base 201 to 4340 and encodes 1379 amino acids. NCBI's taxonomy places the organism in Eukaryota, Metazoa, Chordata, Testudines, Emydidae. Gene Ontology annotation, molecular function: ATP binding; protein kinase activity. The record is from RefSeq and is a predicted model, not a curated record. Gene Ontology annotation, biological process: protein phosphorylation.